Syngnathoides biaculeatus (alligator pipefish) is the source of this 2362-nucleotide messenger RNA. It is a transcript of the gene prnprs3, whose product is annotated as prion protein, related sequence 3. Gene Ontology annotation, cellular component: membrane. The record is from RefSeq and is a predicted model, not a curated record. The transcript is spliced from 2 exons. Lineage: Eukaryota; Metazoa; Chordata; Actinopteri; Syngnathiformes; Syngnathidae. Gene Ontology annotation, biological process: protein homooligomerization. Bases 475 to 1611 code for a protein of 378 amino acids.
CGAUGGGCCCCCAGUUUGUGUUCCAUUGGGAGUGUAUAGAAAGUAAAAGUGGGUGGUGGGUUAGGUAAACUGGUCACUGUAUAGAGUUUUCCGUAAACCACAAUAACACCUGUCGUCUUCCCAGAAUAGCUGGCAACAUAUUGCCUUGAACAUCCUCACGUGGGCACUUGAGAAUUAAUGUGCUCGAUAUAGGCUUGCAGUUGCAUUCGUUGGCUUCUGAGUUCGGACCCAUGUGACAUCCACGUCCCCGUAACCAAUGACUUGCAGCGGUUCCUUUCGAAAGAGGUCCUUUGUUGUCUAUUACGGUAGUCCCACGUGGGAGUGACGUCAUCUAAGGUUAAAAUAAUCACGCCACGAGCGGUUUUGCGUGCGUCGGGAGGAGACUGGAAACAAACACGACCCCGGGCGGCGGGGACCGGACCUUGGGGCGAGAACCCUGACUGACAUCAAGUAAACCAGCACUUGUGGCCCAAGAUGAAGUUGACUUUAUCCGCCCAGCUUUGUCUGUUGAUCGUUCUCUUUCACUCUCAUUCUUCCACGGCGAAGAGAGGAGGCGGAUUUUUCGGAAAAAGCUUUGGCUUCAAGAAGCCCUUCUCGUUCGGCCGAGGCAAGACUGGCAUCAAAAACAAUCGGGGCAGCGGUUCUCAAGGUUCCUACCCCAAGCAGCCCUCACACACCAAUCAAGGAGGCUACAGUCAGUAUCCUGGCAGAUCUAGCAGUUACCCCCAACAGCCACAUGGAUCCCCCUAUGGUGGUGGAUAUGGUGGCCAAGGUAGUUUUGGAGGGUAUGGUUGGGGUUAUGGCAGACCAGGUGGAUCCAUCAACCAAAACCCAAACAACCCCAUCCCUAAUCCCCGUUAUGGCAGCAACUUUGGGUACCAGCACCAAGGUUUUGGGCGAGGCUCUCCAUUUUCCCGCUCAGUUCAAGCAAUGAAUGUCGAGCCCAAUGAAAAAUCCAGAAGUUUCGGACACAGCGCCGUCAUGGCGGCAGGCGGAGGGGCUGUGGCAGGAAUGGCUUUGGGCUACGGUUUAGGAAGAUUUCCUCGUCCUCACUUCCACUUCCACAACCCCCAAGAGGAGUACUACUACAAUCACUACAUGUACAGGAAAUACGGUGUCAAAUCUACUGAUACAAAUGAUUACGGUCGAGACUACAGGUACAGUCCGCCCCCUGAGACCUAUGACAGCUUCAUGGACUCCUGCAUGAAGAGAACUGAUGUUCUGCCUCCAGCUAACACAAAUCCAAGCAGCAAGUCAGGAGUCACCACACCGAUUCUGACUUUGGCUCCAGGCGAGACCAACACCACCGACCUUGGUAACUCCUCGACUUCGUCGUCCCUUCCUCCGACUCAACCUCAAGCUGAUGCGAUGCCUCCUGCCGGUCAAGCCGUGAACAGCGAAGCGGACGAAGACACUGUCAGCAUCGUGGAGAUCGGGUAUCCGGCUCUCAUUAAGCAGGUUCAGGCUCGGAGAUGCCUGGAGCUCUACAUUGUUUACUCAGAAAAGUACAUGAAGAGACAGACUGGCGGAACACAAGGUCUGGCGAUAGCCAUGGAUGGAUUUUUAAUUGUCCUUACUAGUGCUUUGGUGCUGCUGCAUGAUGCCACAUAAAUUUGAUUGUCUUCGUCGCCAAGGUGAUGGAGGAGAUUAAGAUGGCGGGACGGGCAAUACAUUCUUUCUAUUUUCAUUUUGGGUUGAUUCAUGUAUUCCUUCAUUGCUCAAUUGCAACACAUGGCUGCUCUAUUUACUGCUUGGUGAGGUGAAUAAGGGAUGUUGGGGAACGUUUUUAAAAAGAACACAAUCAACUGUGCUAUUUGGUACUUUUAAUUUCAAAGAGGACGGGUUCAUUUCAGUGUCUAUUGUCCAAGGUCAUGGAGGUUUGCUAGUUGACUUAAGAGGAAGUAACAUGUUCCUACUUUGGGUUUUCAACUGCCAGGAACUGUACACAUCUAUAACACGAGCUUUGAGAGUGCGCACAUUUGCGUUACAACAUUGUCUCAAUUUAUUUUUUUAACUGGAAUGUGAAGACUUUGUAUCUGUUGUAGGUGUGCCAAUAUUAUUGAGCAUUACUUUGUCUAAAAAAAAAAAAAAAUCUUCUGGCAUUUUAUAAAUGGAAAUCAUUUUGACUAAUCCUGAUUGACCCAAGCCAGGAAUGUUUCGUCUGAUUUUAUGUCAGACAGCCUUGAGAAAAAAAAACCCACAAUGUGUCUUUAUUGUAUAUCAAUAAAAACCUGAUGCACUGACAUUUUUUCUGAUAUGUUCAUGCUUUGGUGCCUUUUGAUUUAGUGUGCUGUAUCAGCUUUUGUAAUGUAUUGGUGACCCACCCUCUGACUCAUUUAAUUAAAACAAACUUAGACAUUGA